Messenger RNA from Amoebophrya sp. A120, 11713 nucleotides. The record is from the annotation of a GenBank genome assembly. Lineage: Eukaryota; Dinophyceae; Syndiniales; Amoebophryaceae.
AGGUUGCAAAUCUUCGCUGACAUCAUCAAGACACAAGAACUACAAACAGAAACGCAAGAGCAAGCCAGUUCUUGCAAUACAAAGAUCGGGCGUAGUACGAUAAGCCGUAGAAUGACGAGAAUUUCGUCCCAGAUCAGAAAAUUUGAGAAAAAAAAGACUGUGAUUCUUACAAAAAGGAACAAGUUUUGAAAUACCAAAGAAUGAUGUCGACAACUUUGUCUACUACACGACCUGCGACAGUUCAACAGCCGCAACAAGAGAUGAAAGCGCUUUCCUGGGCCGAGCGGCUCCGGAUCCCGUCGAAGAUGCGGACGGUUGUUGUUUCGCCGAAAAUUAUCAUGGAGUGCUCGAUGAAAUCAGUGGAACCAGUUGCGCUACCGCCUCCACAAAAAGGACUAGCAAUAAGCGGACGAAAAAAUGCCGCCGCUGCUCCACCUGCUGGAGCGGUACUUGUCGAUAAGAAACAGGAGCUGCACCCUGUCUCGAACAAUAUCAAGAGCGAAGUUGUUGCAGCAGCGGUCGUCCGCGAGAGGACUGAGCGCAACAGUACCACGACGCCGGAGCGAACAACUGCAUCACCGGCUAGCUACGUCGAGGAGGAACAAGCGACCAUCACUGAAGCAGAUCAUACUGACAGUACUAACCAGCACGCCGAGGUGGAUGAACACCUCCAGAAGCUGAUCGUGAAGCCUAGCCCCGCCGGAGAUCAUGGUCCUCGUGGUUGUACUUCUUCUAGCAGUUCUUGUGUCGACUCCUCCUACAACCCCGAUUCAGAUACCAGUCCAGCUUUCUCCACCACGACGGCGUCAUCCUUUUCCCCUUCGACUUCGUCCUCGUCGUUCUCGCCUUUGUCUUCAUGCGGAACGAGUAAAGCGGGAAGCUUUUCUCAGGCAGAAUCACAUGAAGCUGAGGAAGACGAAGAACAAAAUGAAAAUCAUGUUGUAUGCACUGCAAAAGUUUCGUACUCGUAUAAAUGCAUUACAAAUUUCCCCAGCAUGAAAAAUAAAAUUUGUAAUGCAGAUUUGCCUUGGAAACAAGAUUUGUAAUGCAAGACUUGCAUUUGUACGAGUACGAUACUUUUGCACAGGAUAUGUUGGGUCGUUCCUCGAUUUACGAUCCAUCGUCCUGUCCAAGUUCGCGCACAGGCACGCUGCCAUGGCAAACAGCAUUACAAAGUCGCAGUCGACAACGACGUGCAGUAGAGAAGAGAAAAUGGACACUCCCUGCUCCGUAUCCUGUGCAAAAGUAUCGUACUCGUAGUAAUUGCAGUCACGCAUCACAAAUCUUUUUCUUAAGGUAAAUCCGCAUAUACAAAUUUCAUUUCUCAUGCUGAGGAAAUUUGUAAUGCAAUUACGCGAGUGCGAUACUUUUGCAAUUGAUACUCCGUCAUCCCCGUAGACGGCGUCGAGCUGGAGAUUCUUUUGACGAUCCAUACCGCGAUGGAAGCAGUGGUCCGAAAAGAACACAACUACAGGAAGAUGAACUACAGUAAACUCGAUGGAAGUAAUACGCAAACCGCAACACAAAUUCAGCACGGCAUGCAGCGUAUGAAUUGCAAAAGUAAUAUCGUACUAGUAGUAAUUGCAACACAAAUUGGCUCAGCAUUACAAAUUGAAUUUGUAAUGCGGAUUUUCCUUAGGGACUAGAUUUGUAAUUCAUAAAUGCAAUUAGUACGAGCACGAUACUUUUGCACAGGAUACAGCUCUUCGGCAGUUCGGUGAACGGAUUUCGCUUAUCCAUUCGAAAAAGCAUUUCGCCCUUACAUAUAGUAUUGCGCAUGACAACGUUCCUCAGCGCGCUGGAAAAUGAUGAAAUUUGCGAUGCUAAAUCAGGUAGUGGUAGGACAACGAAGAUAAAACAUAUACGACAUCUGUAAUGCGUGAUUGCAAUAUUAAUUAGGUCUUGCACGACAUCAAAAUGUCGUGUGUAGAAAUGCUUUUGCGCAGGUGGAUAUCGGUCCAAAAACAGCGACUUGGAUUUGAGCUGGGAUUUGCCGGAUUCCGUGGUGAGAGAAGAAGCGUUAGCCAGGCUACAUGACGAACUAGAGGUGAUGUUGACCAUGACCACCACCCUGACGGAGCAUGAGGAAGAUAAUCACGUAGAACCGCAGCAAAUACAAUUACUAUCGCAUGAGGACCACGACCACAAGAAGAUGAAUCUGAACUCCAAACCCGUUAUUUCCCACCUCCAUCGUCUCGAAUUAAUCCCGAGCCGCAAGACGCCGAUUCUGCGGUGCCACUUCAGAAAGAACGGAGGAACUACAGCGGAUCAAGCGACCGUAGUGGAGAUUUCGGUCCGAAACGAAGCCGGCAUCGCGAACAGUGUCUUGCUAAAAAACCUGGGCGAAUCCCUACACCAAGACGCGUCUCUCCUGGGUAUUUUGGUGAAGCAGUGGGCGAAGCGGCGGCAAAUACCCUCCGCGAGCGCCAUAUGGGAGUGUCAGGAUCGAAAUCGACAAAGUUGAAAUUAUUUGUAAUGCAUAGAAUGAUCGAUAGCAAUUCCAAUUGGAGACCCAAUCGCCAAGCGGCGCAUGACAAGUUUUGGUGGAACCCAAAUCCAGUCUGUUAUGCUGGUUAGGCAAAGACGAUACCUCUUGCCAUGCUAUUUUAGCAGCCCUGUCUCUAACGACCCCGAACAGGCUUCUAAUCGCCCUCUUUUGCCUGCUCUGCAAGACAGGCAAUCUGUGCAUUUUAUUUUAUGCAUCACAAAUUUUUUCAACUUUGUCCAUUUCGAUCCUGACAUUUUCAUACGCCGGCGGGUUGUCGAGUUACUGUCUCAUUUUGAUGGUGUUGUACUUCCUGGGGUCUAGAAGUAGUACCUCGUCGUGCAGUCAAGAUGAAGCUCCCGGCAGGAGCUGCUACUUCCGGAAUGAUCCAGCAGGCCGCUUCGAAAGUGAUAAAACAAAUGGAGGUGAACAUGAUGAACAUCAAGUCCCUGCUUCUGGUCCUGGUUCAUCGAGUUCUGCUCGUCCUACUAGAAGAACGCCCACCACCACCUUAGAGCAGCUCUUCCUCGAGUUCUGUGAGUUCUACACCGCGCCGCCGACCCGCGCAGUAAAUACGAGGAGCAGCGGUACUAUUGCGACGGCGCCAAAACGACCGAGCGACACACACCAAGACGACGAGCGGCAUGUGGUUUCUUCUGAUCAAGUUGCAUUGUUCCCAUUCCACUUCGACAAAAACACCGACUGUGUCUGCGUCCGGGGGAUGUUUAAAGAUAUAUCUGCACGAGUAGCACAAGCACAACAAGAACUACCGGUGUCAAAAAUUAUGUCGACCACCAGCUGCACACAAGGACCAGGGGCGGCGACUUCUGCGAGUAGAACCCCUUCUAGAAGAAGUUGUACUACACCGCUGAACUUUUCUUCUCCAUCAGCGCAUAAUUCCGCAGGAGUUUCAUCAUCAUCUCGUGUUGAAACAAGCACGGUGACCACAAGUAAGUGUCAAAUGUAAAAAUGUCUGGGUCUGGAAGCAUCCAAAUUUGUGAUGCGUAUUGCCGAACACAGAAAAAUCUCUCAUGCAUAGGUAGCAAAAGCUGCCCACUCUCUGUCACCAAAGUGGGGGACUUGUCAUGCGGAUUCGGCAUUGCGGAAGCUUCUCGAAACCUGUGAUGCUAGAGCUUCCAUGCCAGCAUUGACUCUUCCAGACCCAGACAUUUUUGCAUUUGAUAGUAAGAUCCCAAAACCCAACCCGACCGACGCGGAAUUAAAGCAGACCUGGUCGUAUGCCGUGCAAAAGCAGUGUACUCGUAUAAAUGCUUUUCCUCAGCAUGAGAACUAAAAUUUGUAAUGCGGAUUUACUUUUGAGAAAAAGAUUUGUGAUGCAUGAUUGCAAGAAUUACUACUCCCCAAGAGAUUUGAAUCGAGCACUGCCCGAGAUUUUAGAUGAUGAAUAUUUGAAAAAAUGAAAAAAGAAACUUUUUUAAUUUUUGCAGCGCGCGCAAGCUUGCGCUGCCGGGGGGCUUCGCCCUCCCCAUGUUCGCGGAAGAUUUUAGACUUUGCCCCGCCCCUUCGGCUUUUUCUUUCUUUGCGUGUAGUGUAGCCUCGGCAGGCGAUUCGUUUUCCCCGCCACCUGCUCGCGUGCUGACGUGGGCGCCUUUGGGGUGCUGUCCGUUUUUUAUGUUGCCCGCGCGGCGCGGGUCUCCAUGUCGGAGCUAAGGCGUGCGGCUCCGUGGCGCUUUGUGCUUUUUUUUGCCGGGGCUUUUUUUUGCAUUUUUGCUAUUUAUUUUAUGCCAGUAGGAACAUGAACAGCAGCCCGCCUCUGCAGUUGGCGCCCUUUUUCUCUUUUUCGUGUCGAAAUUUUCGUGGGCCAAACACGCGGCGCCGGCUGUGUCUUUCGCACUUUGCUUCCAGAGCUAGUGGCGCGACUGCUUCGCGUAAGCGCCCCUGAAUUAGCACCAAGCGAGGCUCUUCGUUGGUUUUCCAUGUAAUGCAAUCCCGGAGGCCGGUCCGGCGUGUCAGCCAGCGGCCUGCUUCUUGGUGCGGACAUUUUUCUGGUGUUUUUCGUUUCGCGCGUUGGACGCGUGGGGUUUAUCUUCAUGUCAGGGCGCAGAAGAGUGACGCGGCGGCGUUUUUCGCUCCUUGUCUGCAUUUGUGGGCUUACUAUCCUUGCUGCGCUGCAGCGCCAGCCCCGACUUGCCAAGCAUGAGAGGCGCCGCGGUUGCUAAGGUUUUACGCUAAAAGUGGCGACGCUGUCCAUGUUUUGCCUUCGUCUUACUUUUUGGGUGUCUUUCCGUUGCUUUUUUGCCGUACUUCGUUCAUUUUGUUGCGUUUUUGCGCCUUUUCGAGCUACGCGGAGCUUUUCUGGCGCAUUUUGGGGCUAAAAACGAACAAACCGCCUGGGGCUGGUUAUUUUCGCCGCCGGUUUGCCGUAUUUCGUUCAUUUCGUCGCGCUUUUGUGCCUUUUUAAGUUGGAGGAAGUUUCUGUGGCGCAUUUUGGUCCUCAGAACGGCCAAACUGUCUGGAAUUGGCCUGGCGGAUGCGAUAGCGCCACCGCUCUGCGGACUUGCUCCUGCAAAAUCACCGGCGCGCGCCUUGUCGCGCCUUUGCGCCUUUUUGGAGAAUUUGCAAAGUGUUGCACUUUUUCACCUAUUUCGAUGGCUUUGCGACGUUUUUGCUUUAGUUUGCGUCUGUUGGUGCAUUUGCGCACCUUUUUGAGCUGAGGGGAGCUCUUUUGGCGCAUUUUGGUCCUAAGUACGACCAAACUGUCGGGAGUUAGCCUUACGGGUGCGACAGCGCCAACGCGCUGUGAACCGCUGCAAAAUCAUCGGCGCGCGCAAUGUCGCGACUUUGCGCAUUUUUCGAGAAUGCGCAUAGUGGCGCACUUUUGUGCCUAUUUUGAAAAAUUUGCGCCCUUUCCGCCUUAGUUUUUGCAUUUUUUCUGGCGCAUUUGCGCAAUUUUUAGGCUUAACAAGGUGGCCCCGCCGUGUGCUUUUUCGUCCAACCAUUUCGCUCUUUUUGACUUAACAAGACCUGUUCUGCAGUGAAAUGAGUCGAAUUAGCACCAAAAAGGCGCGUCUGUACCUUAAGAAAGUUGGCACUUUUCUUUCCAUGUGAUACAUGUUUGCAAUACAAGUUGACAACUUCUGCAAAAUUAGUCGCCUUUUUGUCUUUUUGGCUUAGCGAGACCCAAUCUGCACCAGGAUGGCCCUAGUUAGCACGAAGAAGCUGUCUCUUUGCCGUUGUUGCUUUUCGUUGGCCAGCGCCACGAGCGAUUCCGAAGCCGAGCGCGUUAGUUUGCUAGCCAGAUCUGCUCCACUUUGUUCACAUUUUCGCCUGAAUAAGCGAGACAACUGUACUGGAAUCAGGUGGGCGGCGUCCGUUCUUGCCGGCCUUGGGCCAUGCUUUUUGUCGUGUUUUGACUCGUGCUGUUUGUCUGCGCGCAUGUGCGUGCUUCUUUGGGGAUUUUUGUCUCGUUUUUCUUUUAUUUUGCUUACUUACAGCGCCUGUGUUCGCGUUUCUGUAGUUUUUUAUUCGAAUUUGGCGCAUUUCAGCACAUUGUGGGCGUUCUAGAAUCGAACCACCUGCCAAAUAGACUAACAAACGCAGCGACAAGCAUCGCAAAACUGUGGCGCUGCGUUUUGGUGCACGGUUUCCGCCUGCGCGCGUAUUGUUGUGAAGUUGCCGCGUUUUCUGGUCAAUUAGCGCACUUUGGUGCAUUUUUGCGGGUUUUUGCGUCAUUUUGACGCAUUUGGUUGCAUUUUCGCGCUUUUUUGAUGCAAUUUGCUUAAAUCUGAUCUAUUUUAAGCGAUUUCGAAAAAAAAAACAGCGGGCGACUUUUAACCUUAUAGCUCACAGCUCGCGACUUUUUUCGAAUUUCGCAAGUUUUUGCGAGUGUGCCUUUAUGCUCAUUUUUGUCGUUAUUUUGCUCAGUUUGCGACUUUUUUCCUUUUUUUGUCGCAUUUUCGCACAUGAGGGCACUUUUAGCGCUUAACUAUGUGGCCCCGCCGUGCGCUUUUCCGGCGUUUUUGUUGUUUUUGACUUAACAAGACCAGUUUUGCACUAAAAUGACCUGAAUUAGCACGAACGCUGUGCAUUUUGACCUUAAGAAAAUUGAAAUUUUUUUUUCUGAUGUGAUGCAUGUUUGCAAUACAAGUUAAAGACGAGUGCGACGCUUUUGCAAUGCAUAGUCUGCGGUUCGGGCGAAAACCGGAACAGCUGUACGUUCGGGAUCCGUUGAUUGAUCGGAACGUGGCGGAUACGCAAGAAAAAAACCAUGUGAGUGUAAGUCUGUGAUGCAGAAAUAUCCAACGCAGUUAUCGCUUGUCAUGCUGGAUGUGCGACGUCAUAGGCUACUUUCAUUUACGUGUAGUUUCCAGUGAUACAACUGGCUGCGCAUGACAGGUUUUGUUCCCUGUAAAAAUGCAAAGCGAAUUUGUGAUGCUGCGGUUUCUACAAAUAAACUACGCUUACACGGUAGUUUUUUUCCUGGAUAGCGGAAACGUGCAGUGCGAAGAACGAAGAUUUGUUCUUCCAAGAGUUAAAAUUCGCCAAGGAGAGGAUGCGGGAGUUCUUUCAUCAAGAGGAGCUAAAUUAUGCAGCGGAAGAAACUACACACGACACAAGUGCUGUCAUUAAAGGUGCUGCAGCAACAGCACAAUCAAGACACCACGACCAGAUGACAUCAAACAAGGGGAUGUUGUUGAACCAGAAGAGCGACACUCGAAGCGGACGAACUAGUGCAGCACGUAAUACCAGUUCGACGGAGUUGCACCCUGGCGAUGGUGGAAGUAGAUUAAAUCGUCUGCAAAGUAGAACGAAGAUUCUGGAGGAACUGUUUCUGGAGCAGCCGGGCGUGGAGUUUUCUCAUCAACAUCAAGACCAGAACGAAGAUAAAAUCGUGUCCGACGUCGAACAAGCACCAGAUCAUGAUUUCAACUUCUACUACCCGAUCUACCCCCCGCCCCCGCCAGCAACAGAUCUUCGGGGCCUGACCAAAACCAAGACCUGGCCUGGGGGGCAGAACGCGGAGGUUCGGCAAGAUGAAGAACCAGAACCCGCCGGAGGACCACCGGAGAUGAUAACUACUACCCGUCCUCGGAUGGACAUCGAGAGCGACCUAGAACACUAUACACCAGCAGGAGUUCUUGCACUUCGCGCAAUCACAUUGCACGAGGGAUCAUUUGCCAUCGAAGACACCCCCGAGACGAGCUGCUGCUGUACGAGCAAAAAUCCUUCUUCUUGGGAGCAAUACUGUUACCGAGUUCUGUUUCAGAGACAACUAGUACGACCCCUCCAGGUCGUGGACGAUAAUUUCGAUCAGGUGCAACUACAACCAGCAACCGCGGUAGAAGAAGUACAACUAGAGGGACAUCAGAGACAACAGCAUGAUUGUCGGAAAGAGGAGUUGUUGGACUACUGUUUGAAAGAAGUCGAUAAGAUGAGAAGCAUGGCAGUUGUGUUGUCAACAACAUCUCAGCAAAAAGUGCUUGCGUCGACUGCUGCAACAACUUCGUCCACCCCCACAGGAGCGAACAUGAUCAUGGGCUUAUGCAUUGCAAAUAUGUCUGGGUCUGGAAAGAACCUGUGAUGCAAGGAAGGGAAUAGUGAGAACACUGUAAUGCGCUGCCAAGCAUGACAAUUUUUUCGGUGCUUCUGAGUUGCGUACUCCGCAUGAGAAACUGCGUUUUUGCAUGACAGCCCACGGGAGCUCUUCGCGGCCACGCAAUACAGAGUUCGGAGUCGUGCCAGACUAGCAUGACAAAUCUCGCAAUCUCCCAGACCCAGACACAUUUGCAUUUGAUAGGCCUGCAAUAGGAGCACCGCGACCUCCUCAAGGUCGUCAACGAGCUCAAUGUCGACGUCUAUGUCAACAGAAAACGAGAGACGAGAUGACCCGUCGUCUCCAACCAGCGGCUUCACAACUCCUUGGUAUUGGCAAGAUCCGCAAAUGAUCUGCACCAACUACAACCCCUGGCUUUUGCCCGCGUACAGUAGUUACAACAAGCGGGAACAACAAGCAGGGGGGCCGCGACGAAUGCAAGAGCCUAGUAUAAUCAAACCUACCCACCGCAUCGACUUUCAAGACGGGUGGAACGAGGAAAAUUUCGUGCAGUACCGGGGGAGAUUUUCCCACUGGAGGUGUCGUGUGGAUUUUGUCGUACGCAGGCCGGAGUUUGAUGUUCAGGCGACUUGUGGCACUACUACUUCCAUGUGUUCAGCGUCGCAUGGAGUAGUAGAUGAAAAGAUCAGCAGCACUCGUGUCUUCUACCCAAAACCGGAAUUGCUGCGGAUUCGGAAAAAGUUUGGGAACAGAAUGGACCUGGAAGCGGAGGAUUGGUAUGAAAAAAAUGCCCACGUGCACGUCGACCAGAACUGCGCGAGAAUGAAAUCCAAUCACAACUCCAUUCACACCAGCAACGCCGUCGGGCAGCGCGGAGCAAACGUGUUCAACAGCAAAAUUACCCAACGUAACAGGACUGCAAGUUGUGCUUUAGACCACGUCGUGCACCAGCUGCAAGAAGACGAAGGAGCAAUUUUCAAUCAAGAAGGACCACAAAGAACAGCGUCAAAAAGCACCGGCGUUCUUGGACAGCAACAGGAGAAUGUGAAUGGCUGGCAACUACACGACAACGGCAAGAAUACGUCGUCCUGGAGCAGCACCUACUUCCACAUGUUUUCGCCUAUGAAUUGCAAAAGCUGCAUCGUACUAGUAGUAAUUGCAAUACAAAUAAUUGGCUCAGCAUUACAAAUUGAAUUUGAAAUGCGGAUUUGCCUUAGGAACUUGAUUUGUAAUGCAUUCAAUGCAAUUUUUAGUACGAGUGCGAUACUUUUGCGCAGGAUAGCGCCCAUGAAGAUCUUCCGACAGUUCGACCCUGUUUCUCUCGAGUACUGCUUCACAAUCAAAGCGAAGGCAAAGAGGAGAAGAGAACGACCUUUCGCGUCGACCGCGGUAAGUAAAUGUGGGGAAGAUGAUUCUCUAGAUCUCCCUCCACUCUGUGACAGUUACGUCGAGGUGGGCCUCAUCGCGUCUUCUCCGAGCAGUGCUGGUAGAAGUUGCACAACAGUAAAUUGUGCAAAGAUAAUCACGCUAGCACAGCACAACCGUGAGCAAGAGCAGCUACACGCGGAUACAACUAGAAGAACUUCUUGGCAGGAGCGUCAGCGCUGCAGCAGCAACAGUUUGAGUUUCUACACUGGAUCUUCUUCCUCGCCUUGCGCAGCAGCAACUUUAUUCGGUGGGGCCGCGUCUGGUGGUACAACCUUUUGCGACACCUGGCAAAGGAGCACGACCGUUGAGUUGUUCUCUACUUCACCAGUCGAAGUAGAUGAAAGCGCUCGCCUUUGUGAAGUAGAACUGCAAGGCCGCGAACAAGACAAGGUCCGUUCUUUUGAUUUUGUUUUUUGUCAUGCAGACCCGGAAUGAGCCUUGGCCCUUGGGACAUGUCCUCAUGCAGGUUGUGGGGCUGCAUAUAACCACCGCCCUUCUUCCUCAUUUAGACACUGCGACUUGAAGCGAAUGGUAGAGAACUGGAAAUCCACAGGUUGUAGUACCACUUCUGGAGACCCGCACGAUUACCAUCCGCGUGGAUGUGAAGCAGGGAAUCGUCUUUGCCGAAGAUGAGCAGAAGAACGCCGCUGGUUCUCCUGCGGCUCCUGCGACUCUGCCAGCUAAGAAUGUGUUGACGGCCCACCGCCGCACUAGUUCCAGUUCGCCCGGCGGAAUAAAGGGCAACAAGACGCGAGAGCUGUUCCGGUUCCCUCCGAAUGCCGCACACGUUCCGUUUGUGAAGUUGGUCACGUGUGGUCCUGUAUCAAUUGCAAAUGUGUCUGGAAGGCCUGGAACAACAAAAGUCGGGGUUUGUCAUGCACAUUUUGCAUGACCCGUGAGGUCUGUGAUGCAGGUCCUAGCAUCACAGAUUUUUUGACCGCUUUCACCCUUCCAGACCCAGACAUAUUUGCACUGCAUAUCCUGCAGGGGCUAUCAAAGCUGAUGACCAGAUGGAGAUGCUGGAGUUUGAAUGCGUUGAGAACAGUUGUAAGUAGGUCGUGAUUUUUAGUCGCCGUUCUUGCACGCAUCGUGCAACUUUGCGUUCUUUCGUUUAAGUACUUUAGUUAUCAAAUGUAAAAGUGUCUGGGUCUGGAAGGGUUGGAAUUGUGAUGCAAACUCUCUGGAACACACAAAAAUUUGUGUUGCAUGAGCGCCAAAAGCUGUCCAUUUCUUGGCACGCAAGCAGGAAGUUUCUCAUGCGAGAGAGGCAUCAUGAGGCGUGCUCAAAACCUGUGAUGCUUUUGCCUGCAUCAGACGCCAUCUGCGUGAUCCGAAAUAUGCAUGACAAAUCUCGCAAUCUUCCAGACCCAGACACUUUUACACUUGAUAUUAGUAAGUACCAGCACGGACGAUACAUGAUGAAGAUGAUGAAACAGAUAUAAUUUCAAUCGCCUCUAGUAGCUCUAGAAGCGAACACAAGACUCCUGAUGAUUCUCAGGCUCUAUACACUUGUAAUUUGGUUUUAAUCCCGAUCCCCCAAGAAAUAUUACAGAUAGAAUUUGGUCCCGCAACAAGUUGUUGCAGUUGAAAAAGUUACAAAAGCAAAGUAUUGUAUUUUGAGGCAGAAGAAAGACAGACUCCCUGAGCACCACUACAGUAGAUCGCAAUGUUUAGACAAUACAGUAAACCCUCCACCAAUUAUCUGAUUUUGAAAGUUUUGUUGUUUUGCGACAAUGUUGUGCACAUUUCAAUGUACCAAGAAAAACCAAAAGUAUUUCCCUGAUAUACCUUGUAUUGUACGCGUUUCAGAAUUUGAAUUUCCCUAAGACUACGACGAAGUAGAAGAGAAAGGCCCUGCUAUCCUUCAUGUUUCCCACCUUUUGACGUACUAAUCUGUUUUGCCCUUUGUAUCAAGAAGUAUUUGCAGAAAUAAUGGCAGCUCUGCCCUCUGCACUACAUCAGGUUUGUAUACCUACUUUGCUGUCACCUACUUGUAGUUUUCUCGCGUAGAUCAAAUAGUUUCUUCCCCUAUGUAUUGUUGUAUUUGCGAGUUGUUCUUUCUCUUUCUUUAGAGUUCUUACGCCUACGUCUUUGUACCACCCCCCUGCUCUGUUUGCCCCAAAGCACCCUCCUCGCUGCCUGCCGUCGAUGGGCGAGGAAAAUUUGAAUUUCAUUUUGUAACCGCAAAAUAAAGACUAAGACAACCUCUCUUACAACUACUGGCGUAGGUAUUUAGGUUUUUGUUUCCUUUCUCUCCCGCUGGCGACCGGGUUGCGAUGGCUAAU